UCGGGCUCCCCGGAGGACACGCUCCCCCGAUCGUCGGCUGCGGCUCCCAUCCCAUCCAAGUCCGGAGUUGUGGUUGCAGCCGGGCGGGUCCCCAUCCGGAGCACGCGUGGGUCCCGGGGCUGGUGCGGCUGCUGUGGCGCGGGGUUUUGAAUACUCGUCCCGGGUGCUAGAGGCCAUGGUUCUGGGUGUCUCUGAAUGAGAAGUCCUGAAGCUGAGGCAGGAGGAUUGCCGCGAGUUUUGAGGAAGAAGAUGAGCCUGAAGUCCGAACGCAGGGGAAUUCAUGUGGAUCAAUCUGAGCUCCUGUGCAAGAAAGGAUGCGGUUACUAUGGCAACCCUGCCUGGCAGGGUUUCUGCUCCAAGUGCUGGAGGGAGGAGUACCACAAGGCCCGGCAGAGGCAGAUCCAAGAGGACUGGGAACUGGCAGAACGGCUUCAGCGAGAGGAAGAAGAGGCCUUCGCCAGCAGCCAGAGCAGCCAAGGAGCCCAGCCCCUCACCUUCUCCAAGUUCGAGGAGAAGAAGAGCAAUGAGAAAGCCCGCAAAGUCACCACAGUGAAGAAGUUCUUCAGCGCCUCCUCCAGGGCUGGGUCCAAGAAGGCAGAAAUUCAGGAAGCGAAAGCUCCCAGUCCCUCCAUAAACCGGCAAACCAGCAUUGAGACGGACCGAGUGACUAAGGAGUUCAUAGACUUUCUCAAGACCUUCCACAAGACAGGCCAAGAAGUCUACAAACAGACGAAGAUGUUUUUGGAAGCAAUGCCUUAUAAAAGGGAUUUAAGCAUCGAGGAACAGUCAGAGUGUACUCAGGACUUUUACCAGAAUGUGGCCGAAAGAAUGCAGACCCGCGGGAAAGUGCCUCCAGAGAAAGUGGAGAAGAUAAUGGAUCAGAUCGAAAAGCACAUCAUGACCCGUCUCUAUAAAUAUGUGUUCUGCCCAGAGACCACUGAUGAUGAGAAGAAAGAUCUCGCCAUUCAAAAACGAAUCAGGGCUCUGCACUGGGUGACGCCUCAGAUGCUCUGUGUCCCUGUCAAUGAGGAAAUCCCUGAAGUGUCCGACAUGGUGGUGAAAGCUAUCACAGACAUCAUUGAGAUGGACUCAAAGCGUGUGCCUCGGGACAAGCUGGCCUGCAUCACCAGGUGCAGCAAGCACAUCUUCAAUGCCAUCAAGAUCACCAAGAAUGAGCCAGCCUCUGCCGAUGACUUCCUGCCCACCCUUAUCUACAUUGUCCUGAAGGGCAACCCCCCUCGUUUGCAGUCCAAUAUCCAGUACAUCACUCGCUUCUGCAACCCCAGCCGGCUCAUGACGGGCGAGGAUGGUUACUAUUUCACCAACCUGUGCUGUGCUGUGGCUUUCAUUGAGAAAUUAGACGCCCAGUCUUUGAAUCUAAGUCAGGAGGAUUUUGACCGGUACAUGUCUGGCCAGACGUCCCCCAGGAAGCAAGAGUCUGAGAGUUGGCCCCCGGAGGCCUGCUUAGGUGUGAAACAAAUGUAUAAGAACUUGGACCUCCUGUCUCAGCUGAAUGAACGGCAGGAAAGGAUCAUGAACGAAGCCAAGAAACUGGAAAAAGACUUAAUAGACUGGACAGACGGGAUUGCCAAGGAAGUUCAAGACAUUGUUGAGAAAUAUCCACUGGAGAUUAAGCCCCCGAACCAACCCUUAGCAGCCAUCGACUCUGAGAAUGUGGAGAACGAUAAGCUCCCUCCCCCUCUGCAGCCUCAGGUGUACGCAGGGUGAUGGCCAUGUUUACUUGGGGCUGAUUUCCGGGAGCUGCUGCGUUCCACUGUUCAGGUCUGGAAUAUGAACUAACUGCUUAAAAUUUCAAAGUAUUUUUAAGGUACAGACUUAGGGAUUGGUUAUUUUCUUUUUUCUUUUCCCAGCAGGGGAAGCUUAGUAAAUAAUAAUGUACUAUUUAUUUGAGUUGGUGGAGUAGGUUUGUGUGAAUUCUGUGUCACUCUUUUAUGUCCUCCCUGAUUUUCCCAUGGGCUUCCUCUGUGGUAGACACUGUUGUUGGUUUUGGGCAAACACUGCCUUUUAAAGGUUAAAACAGAUGCUAUAAAGUCUAUGUUGAAAUGAAUUCUAUGUUCCCACACUCUCCCAGUGUGAAAUAAUUUUGUAAUUGUAAAGAUAGAAGAUAAUGUUAAUAAGUAAAUAUGUAAAAUUGUAAAUAUGUAAAAAAAAAAAAAAAUAGGGCUGGGGAGGUGUGUCUCGGCCUGCAUGGCAUUUCAUGAGCUGAUUUUUUUUUUUUUAGGUGAAAAUGAAAUCUAUUGAAUAUUUGCCUUUAGCGCCAUUUUAUAUGGUUUGUCCCACUAAAAAUAAUCUAAAGAAUUUCCGCUUUAACAGGACAUUGGCACUAACUGCCCUAACUCUGUCAUUCUCUCUGGCACAUGUUAAGAAGUUGUGACACCAACUUUUAGGUCACAUACAGAAUGGUCCUAGGACCCUGGGUUGGUGGCUCAGUCAGUAAAGUGCUCUCCACACCAAUGUGAGGACCUGAGCUCCCUGUCCAGCCCCGGGGUGAAAAGCCGGGCAUGGUGACACACACUUGGAACAGCUCUGCUGGGAGCCAGAGACGGCCGGGUUCCUGGGGCGGGGGUCAUCGCUGACAGUGAGAGACCCUUUGUAAGCAAAUAAAUCAAGAUGGACGGACGGCUCCUGAGAAAUGACAGCCAAGGUUGACCUCUGGCCUCCACAUGCCUACAUAUGUGCCUGUGGACCUCUACAUACAUGUGUAGCACACACACAUGAACACACAGUGCUGAUUAGUACCGUUGACCUGGAGCGGUGCUUGCCCAUCCGUUCCCUUGUUUAUCCAAUAAACUUACCCCGCAGGGCUGUGGGGGCCAUUGCCUUUUUUAUUUGAUUGGUCUGGUUUUGUUCCUGGGUCUUUGGGGACAGGCUGUUGCUAUGUACCCCAGGUAGCCCUCAAAGUUGUGGUCCUCCUACCUCAGCCUCCCUCCCGAUGUUGGGAUUUGGGGUCUGUACCCCCACACGGCGCAGCUCAUUCGGACAAAUCAUCCCGGAAUUCUGUGAUACAAAGAUGUGCUCCUGAAUGGAGGUUGGAGGGAAUGAAUGAGGCUUAUGGGAGUUGACGGGGGAACUUCUCAAAGCGUGAAGCAAGUGGGCGCCUUGGGCUCUUCACAGACUGCUUUAACCUUAUCAACAGUUAACAGAGGCAGCAGGUCUCAUAGACAUCUCUCAGAACUUUCAACCUCAGAAUUGACCAUUGGGGCCCAAGAUUUUCCUGUAAUGGCAAGACUGCCUUGUACACUGUGGGAUGUUGAGUAGGAUUUCUGCCUUCUGUACUCAGAUGCCAGCAGCCCAUCAUCCCCCCCCAUGUUUGUGGGAACAUGGUCUCUAUUCAUGUGUGGUGGCACGUGCUUAUAAUCCUGGUACUCGGGAGGAGGAGGCAGGAGGAUCAGGAGUUCAGAUCAUUCUCACACACAUAGUGAGGUUGAGGUAAGCCUGGGCUGGAGAGAUCCUGUCUCAAAGAGAGAAAGAAAAAACUAAACCUGCCUCUGCACAUUAGCUCAUGUCUCCUAGGGGACAGAGCUAGCCUCUGCUAAAAGUCACUGACCUCUUGUCAGCAAGUGGGUUGUGCACCUAGUAGUUAAUACACUAUAACCAAAGAAUAUUGCAUUGAUUAUGUAGUGUAGUGUUACUUGAUGUCUCCCUCUGUGAGGCCCUGCGGUGGGGAACCUUCUUGAAUCCCUGUGCAAUCUCUUAUACCACAGAUGGAUGACUCUUCUACAUGGUUAUCAGCACCUUUGUGAAACUAGGAGUUCCUCAGAACGCCAUUCUUCAACAGGGUUGUGGCAUUCAAGUAGCUGAGACAGACAGACUUCCUUUCCCAACAGAUUUUCCUAAAUGUUUACUACAGAUAUGAAGGGUAAUAAUUAGGAAAUAGAAGUAGGUCAAGGACGUAACUUUUAAA
Mus pahari (shrew mouse) is the source of this 3925-nucleotide messenger RNA. RefSeq names its product RAB guanine nucleotide exchange factor 1 (gene Rabgef1). The transcript has 9 exons. Gene Ontology annotation, biological process: vesicle-mediated transport. Gene Ontology annotation, molecular function: small GTPase binding; DNA binding; zinc ion binding. Gene Ontology annotation, cellular component: cytosol; endocytic vesicle. The coding region runs from base 196 to 1728 and encodes 510 amino acids. NCBI's taxonomy places the organism in Eukaryota, Metazoa, Chordata, Mammalia, Rodentia, Muridae. The record is from RefSeq and is a predicted model, not a curated record.